UAAUCUUUUGGUCUAUGGGGAAAAAACACUGAAUAAAUGAGGUAUCACCCUUUGGUUAUGGAUUGGAAUUAAUGAAGGGUACUGGCCUAUGCAAGCAGUAUGCUAGAAGGACUAUAAAUACCUCGUGCACUGCCUCAUUUCUUCUCUGCCUCAUGACUCAUUCUAGUCAUUGAUUUAGCAAACAAUGUUGUACAGACUGUGCCUAGUAUCACACAUGAAUUGCUUCUCGCAUAACUACUUGAGUGUUUUUCUGGCGCAUGCUUUGGGACAUCUCUGGGAGCUAGCUGAGAGUUGACGUGCAACCCACAAGUUCAACAAGUUUAUCACUCAUGGAGAAACUCUCAACGAGGGGAGGGUCUGAUGGGUGAUUGCUUCUUCUUUAUGAUCCUUGAAUCUGGAGAUCCUUCUGAUUAAUUUCCUCAGAUAGUCCAGGUGGGACUGAACACUCAGUCUCCACAGAAAUUGUCAAUUUGAAAACAUUUCUUUUCAAUAGGCUUUCUCUUCUUUCCUGUUACACUUUCCCUAUGUCUUAGUCCAUUCAAUCCACUGUAACAAAAUAUAAUAGACUAGGUGGCUAAUGAACAGCAAAUGGCUAUUUCUCACAGUUCGGGAGGGUGUGAUGUCCAAGAAUAAAGCACCAGCAGAUUUGGUGUCUGCUGAGGACCUGCUUCCUGGGUCAAAGACAGCCGUGUUCUUGCCAUGUCUUCACAUGGUGUAGAAGGUCAGGGAGCAUUCUGGGGCUCUUCUUCUAUAAGUACACUAAUCCCAUUCAUGAUGACUCCACCCUCAUGAACGAAUCACUUCCCAAAUUCCCCACCUCCAAAUACCAUCACACUGAGGAUUCGGUUUCAACAUACGAAUUUUAGAGGGACACAGACAUUCAGUUUAUGGCACCCUGGUUCCUCACUUCUACUCUCUAGGAACAUUUGUCCAAUACACUGUUUGCAUUAAAACCCUUUUGAUCUGGUUUUCAAGGGAACCUAUACUAUGAAUAUGACAUGAAUAUGCAUAUUUUUUCUAUGAAUAGAUUCCUUAAACUUAUUAUUCCCAUGUAUCCAUACACCUGUCAGUUUACAAAGCAUCAGAGUAGGUAAAAUUUCUAGAGGUGUAAAGACAGAAGACUGAAGAGAGCUCCGCGACCGCCACCGCCAGCCCCGUGGGCACUGCAACCAUGGUGCCUUACAGUGCCGUCUCCUUUCCUGUUCGAGGGCGACGAGAUGCCAUGUGCAUGCUGCUGGCUGACCAGGGCCAGAGCUGGAAGGAAGACAUGGUGACCAAGGAGACCUGGCUGCAGAGCGCACUCAAGGCCUCCUGUCUACCCGGGAAGCUUCCCGAGUUCCAGGAAGGAGACCUUACCCUGUACCAGUCCAGUGCCAUCCUGCAAUACCUGGGCCACUCCCUUGGGCUCUAUUGGAAGAACCAGUGGGAGGCCACCCUGGUGGAUGUUGUGAAUGACCGCGUGAAGAAUCUCCACUGCAAAUACCUCAUUCUUACCUAUGUCAACCACAAGGCAGGCAAGGAGGGGUAUAUGAAAGCACGACCGGGGCACCUGAAGCCAUUUGAGAUCCUGCUGUUAGACCGGGAGGGGCAGGUCUUAAUCGUAGGCAGCUCGGUCUCCUUCUUGGACUACACCUUGCUGAACUGGCUGCUGAUUCACCAGGUCCUGGCCCCCAGCUGCCUGGACUCCUUCCCCCUGCUCUCUGCCUGUGUGGUGUGCCUCAGCCCCGGGCCCAAGCUCAAGUCCUUCCUGGCCUUCCCCUAGCGUAUGAAGCUCCCCACCAACUACAACAGGAAGCGGUGAGGGCACUGUCAUUUUCUGCAGGAGGCGGGACCUGCGUGCCUUGCUUUCUCGAGGACAAAUAAAAUUUCAAGCAUGGAAAUAAAGAAGAAGGAGAAGGAGAAAAAGAUUGAAGAAAAAUCCUCAGAAACACAUUUUAGAUAAGGACACAAAAGCAGAAGCCCACAGAGGAGAGGGUAUGGUCAUUGAAUGAGAAGUAAUAUUAGAAAGCUCACAUUCUAUGUUUUGGGAAGUUUGGGCAGGUGGAUUUUCAAAUUCUGGGACCAACCCAAAAUCAAACUUUAAAGUCAUGAUAAUUUGGAGCCAUGUAUCAAAGUGAUAGGAGUCAGUCAUUGUUAGAAGUCAUUACUUGGAGGCAAGUACAAGACCUUUUUUAUGGUGUAUUCCAUCAAGCUGGAAACAAAGUAAAUAUGAACACAGAGAUAUUGGAAGUGGAGGGCGAUUUCAAUAGGUCUGCAGUUACUUUGCCUAGGUAGGUGUUUGGUUUAGGGUGGACUUCAGUUUUGUUUAAACUUGUAAUUCAACAAUGAUACUAUACUGGUCAGGAGUCAUGGGUGGAAAUUAUCUAAUUUGCAUAAGCAGGAAUUGAGUAUUUCAGUUUUUUAGAUAAUGGUUUUUCAGACCCUACUGUUCGGAUUAUUAAAAUAUAUAUAUAAUGAGAAGGGCAGCUGGUUUCUGUUCUUUAGUUCUUUGUUAGUGGACUAUUGCUUGUCUUGAUUUUACCGCCUGAGUAUAAACCAUGCUUAAAGUGGCCUGUGUCCUUUGCGUCGCCCCUUUAUGCUCCCUGAGCUCUCUGGGCACUCUAGAAAUAGAAUACUUGUUACCAAAGGAUGUGAUUACAUAUUUUCUUGUAUGUCUCUUCCAAGUAAACUCAUGUUUAGUAGAAUGCCUUGUAAGUAGUAUUACUUUAUAAAAGUACUUUAUAAAGUAUUUUUCAUUUUACAUACCAUCAGGAUUUGCAAACAUAUACAUAUUAAAUGAGUUUAUAAACUCACAUAAGAAAAACAUACCAUCAGUGUCUACAAAAUUAAAUAAAAUUACCCCAUAAAUGAAUGCCUAGUAUAUUGAUAAAAAGCAGGACUAAGAACUGUGAAUAUAGACAAUUAUUAUAACAACCCACAAGAUUACAACAGUGACCAUAGAAAAACUGAGACUACUUAUUUUUCUUUCACUAAGUCUAUGUUUUACCUUUGAAGAGCUCAGCAAAUAAGGACAUAAAGUAAAAUAAAGGCCUAUAUAUAUUUUUUUUUAAUUUUACUUACUAACAGAGGCUUCAGAAACAUUUCUAUAUAUAUGUACACGGUAAAUACCAAACAGUUGAGCUUGCAUCUACCCUGUUAUUGUUCUGUAUCUGAAAAACAAAUGAUCUAUUUGAACACAAUGACCUUACGCCCAAUCACGGAAAUCAACUCACA
This is a messenger RNA of Ailuropoda melanoleuca (giant panda), 3213 nucleotides long. Its product is annotated as glutathione S-transferase P-like. Gene Ontology annotation, biological process: glutathione metabolic process. NCBI's taxonomy places the organism in Eukaryota, Metazoa, Chordata, Mammalia, Carnivora, Ursidae. Gene Ontology annotation, cellular component: cytosol. The record is from RefSeq and is a predicted model, not a curated record. Gene Ontology annotation, molecular function: glutathione transferase activity.